Messenger RNA from Dreissena polymorpha, 2968 nucleotides. RefSeq lists its product as uncharacterized. The coding region runs from base 194 to 2968 and encodes 924 amino acids. NCBI's taxonomy places the organism in Eukaryota, Metazoa, Mollusca, Bivalvia, Myida, Dreissenidae. The transcript is spliced from 7 exons. The record is from RefSeq and is a predicted model, not a curated record.
GAAGACUGUGCAAUUCAAUCGAAAAUUGUGAGUGCGGAUGUCGCUGUUGUCAUAUACCGAAUGAUGAAAUGAAUUAACGUUGUUUUGUAUCGUAGUUUUUUGACACCUUAUUGCGAUUCAACCACCAGCAAAAAAGCACGAGCGCGUGGGCGUGUGGGUGUGUGUGCGUGUGGGCGUGGAGACGUUUAAAGGGAUGGAGGCGCCGGAUGAGGAAGCACAACCUGGGGCACAUGCAGUGACAGUCGACGACCACGUAACCGCGGAGACGGUAACGGAAGACCAUGUGGAGCCCAGCACAAGUCAAGCCGUGGCGUAUUCCGAAAUUUACAGCGAGUGUGAAGAAAGAGAAAUGUGGUAUAAACGUAGCAUCGAAACAGUCCAGAUGAUUGCAAGAGAAGAGGUCAAUGAUGCCGUGGCUGAUGUAUUGAAAGGAAUAAGAACAACGAACGCAACAGAAGCAGACUACCAACGGAAAUGUGAAGACUUUCGUAAAAGGUUAAUACAGUUCUAUACGACUAAGAAGAAUACUGUGUCUGUUUCACCACUGAGACCGGGUCGGGAUAAACCCAUCUGGGAUGUCUUUGUGCAACCAAAAUUGAGCCACGUUAUAAUUGACAAAGAUGGAUCUCGAAAGAAAACGGAACACGUUGUUCAUCAAUAUAAAGAUUUAUUUUACAAAGAUGAAAAGCUGAAUAGCCGUGUAUUUGUUCAAGGAGAACCCGGGAUGGGUAAAACCACAUUCCUUACUGAACUGGCGCUUGACUGGUGCGAUGCAGUGUCUGUGCAUAAUCCUGAUCACAAGCCUACGUUUAGUGAUGUCGAUACAUUGAAGAAGUUCCAGUUUCUCUUUCAAAUAUCACUAAGAGAUGCAACAGACCAACGAGAGGUUAUAGAGAUGAUCAAAACACAAAUAAUCCACAUGAUUUAUACUGAUGCUAAACGCGAAGAAACCGUUAAGCUUUUACCACAAAUCAUGGAACGAGAAUCGUGCAUAGUAACUUUGGAUGGGCUUAAUGAAUGGGUUGAUCGUUUGAAUAAAUGCGUUAUCCCUUUUUUGGCACAAUGCCAUCUGAAGUGCGUAUCUGUAAUCACAUCACGGCCAUGGAAAAUGGCGGAUGAGCGAAUCAAAGAUUCCGAAAUUAACAGUUUGAUAGAAAUUGAAGGAAUAAUUGAUUCAGAAAAGCUUGCAAAGAAAAUGAUUCGCAGUCUUCAGACUGGUUAUGUAAAGACACACACUGAAUUCAUGACGUACGUUAACGAACGUCAAUUGAGCCAUUUCCUUACGUCACCCUGGCGGCUUACUCUGUUGGUGAAUUUUUGGAUGAACUAUAAGGUUAGUGGUUCAUUAUGUGAAUUAAAUUGCAUUCUCAUAGACAUACUCUUCCAGAAUGCAAACGCAGAAAAGGGAUUUUUUGAGAAAGGAAGUUCUUUUCAGUGUUUAUACAAUACACGAUUCGUUCAGCAGCAGAUCGAUAUUUUUGAUGCGCUUGCGAAGGCCGCGUUUCACUUGAAGUUUUCGUCAAACAAAUCAUUUGUGUUUGCCGAACGGGAAUUAUUGAACUACAUGUCAGUAGUUCAGUUGGAAUUUUGUCUUAAUGCUGGUGUUUUAACAAAAAGAUACAUGUCCUACGAAGCAGAUGAGGAUGUGCAGUUUUCGUUUGUACACGAGACAGUGCAAGAUUUCCUGGCUGCAUAUCAUAUUGCAAAGUCUAAUCAAGACUGUAUUGCCCAUUUCCAAAAACAAUCUAAAUAUAAUGUGUUAGAAAUGAGCGAGAUAAUCAUUUUUCUGUGUGGGCUAGAGUGUAAGAAAGCUAAUCAACUGUUAAAUCGUCUGGCUGACGUAAAGUUCCUCAACGACAUAAACCGUGGACUGAGCAUGUACGUUAAGCGACAUUUUGACUCGGAAGAUGAGUUGGCUUUUCAGACAGACAAUAACACAGAGAGAUACGUUUUAAAAUCAAAUAAUAAUGAAAUGGAACACGGCGCACGUUGCUUCGCACUAGCAGUAUUAUUCCAGCGCAUGAUCAUCGCUGGUUACAAAGAAGCAAAGGCCAGCGGUGAGAAGGACAUUUGCCUGAAUUGUACGGACUUUACAUUUGGUACGCAUCUUAAUAAGUGCGAUUCAAAUGCAUUAAAGACACUUUUACUGUCCAACAAAUCACAUGUUCGGUCACUUAUCUUAGAAAGUAAUGUUCUUAAAACAAGCGAAAUACUGACAGUCAUCCAACAAUCCAAACAGAGUCUUAAACGUUUAAAGAUGAGAGUUACGGAGGAAAUUAAUAAAGCAUUAUAUCAUACGAGCAUACAAGAGCUAAACUUUAUCGGCACGAUAAACGUUUCAUCAUUUUCUGGUAUAUUUCCGACCCUGUCUCAAUUAACGUUUUUGGGGAUAGAAGGCUCGACUUUCUCGGAAGACAUAGGUUUUCCUGACACAUUACAACAAAUACAUUUGAUGAAUUGUACAUGUACUGCAGUGUUUCUACGACGUAUAGGGAACCUAGACCUGGGCUCGGCUGAAUGUGCCUCAUUAGCAUCAGAGAUUCUUCACACGCUCAACAAGCUUACACGGCUGUAUUUACAGGGGACCUAUACGGGUCGAUGUAAUCUCAAGAUGCCUGAUUUAUUGAAUAAUCCAUGCGAAGAACCUCAUAUACAUCUAUCAGACUCGCGAUCUGAGAUAGUGUCACGUGACUUGUCUAAUAUCGGUAUAUCAGUGAAAAACGGCAGCAAGGAACUGAUUGAAAUAUUACGUGAUACAAUUCGUGCCAAUGACAGUCAAAGCUCUUGGCGCCAUACUGCAAAGGUAUGUGUCAUUGCUGCUGUCGAUCAGCAGUGUGUUUCCAAAUUAGAGGAAGCCCUAAGCACCAAUGAUAUCGUGGCACUGUCGCUCUGUUGGACACCAGUGUCUUCCAAUGACAGGCGAAGGCCUGAGCGCCAAACUACACGAAAAUCACGUCACUGUCGCUAG